AUGUCGAUCCUGUUUUCGUAUCCCAUAUAUCACUUCAUCAUUCUCCGGAUCCAUGUUCUGAUUUACACUUUGGUUAGUUCGCUAGCCACAUGCGCUACCAUCCUCACAUAUGGAAAAUUAUAUACUAUUUUCUCCGAGCGUUAUGUCUUCGUAUCGUCUUUGACAAUAUUUGUCGUUGGGUCUGUUGUCUGCGCAGCCGGGCCAUCAUCUCUUGCCUUAAUUCUAGGUCGAGCAAUUGCCGGCUUAGGCAAUGGUGGUAUUUUGUCGGGAUGCAACAUAAUUAUCGCUCGCGUAACUCCUCUUCGAUGGAGGCCAUUUUAUCAAAGUCUAGUUGGCGGGAUUGAAUGUGCGGCGCUAGCCUCAGCACCUCUAAUUGCAGGGGCCAUUGCUAAAUAUCAGUCAUGGCGAAUUUGCUUCUACAUUAGCAUUCCAUUUGGAGCAGUUCCUGCUUUAAUCUGCUUUUUCUUUUUGAGAAUUCCACGGUCCCAAUGCCAACAAUCUAUCUCAUCGGCAAGGCCGAGUUUCCUGAGGCAAUUGGAUGUUUUGGGAAUGGUUUUGUUUGUGCCCCUUAUAGUAUGUCUUAUCCUUGCCCUUCAAUGGGGAGGAACUCUCUACGCAUGGAGCAAUUUUCGAGUGAUCCUUCCUCUGGUCGUGGCCGGGGUUUUGUCUCCGGUGUUCAUCACUCAACAAUACUACGCCCGUGAGACAUCAACACUUCCGCUCAGGCUGUUGAGAUCUCGAACUUUAGUCUCCGGCAUAAUUCUGAUAUUUGCUACAGCCGGAACCUUAUACGUGUUUACUUUUUAUCUCCCUAUCUAUUACCAAGCCAUUCGAGAUGCGUCUGUUCUUGGGUCUGGCUUAAGGGAUUUAUCGCGGAUGGUAGGGUUGGUAAUAGCACUGCUUGUAGCUGGGUCUGUUACUAGCUUCAUUGGAUACUACACGCCGGCAAUGCUUCUGGGCACAGUAUUGAUGUCUGUCGGUGCAGGCCUUACGAGCACAUUUCACCCUUCCACCGGGCUAGGCCUAAUACUAGGAUCACAGGCAGUCUUUGGCCUUGGCUGCGGUUUUGCAUUCCAGCAAGCCUACGUCGCCGUCCAGGUUGUUUUGCCUUCAUCUGACAUUCCCGCAGCCAUCAGCAUCCUUACUUUCGCGCAAUUUCUUGGUAGCAUUGUCAUGCUUGCAAUUUCACAGAAUGUAUUUUCUAGUCGUCUAAUCUCUGGACUAGGAUCGAUGAGUCUGGGUUUAGAUAUUACGGAAAUUCUUAACAGUGGUGCUGUGGAUUUGAAGAAUUACGUCCCCGUGGAAAAACUUCCAGAAGUGCUUCAGGCAUAUAACACGGCUCUCGACCAGGUGUUUUAUAUAGGUCUGGGGGCCGCCUGUCUCACCGUCGUUGGCGCUGUUGGCUCGGAAUGGAAGACAGUGAAGAGUAAAAGCAAAGAGAACGAGGGCUCAGGAUCGUAG
Messenger RNA from Talaromyces rugulosus, 1461 nucleotides. RefSeq lists its product as uncharacterized. Gene Ontology annotation, biological process: transmembrane transport. Gene Ontology annotation, molecular function: transmembrane transporter activity. NCBI's taxonomy places the organism in Eukaryota, Fungi, Ascomycota, Eurotiomycetes, Eurotiales, Trichocomaceae. The transcript has 3 exons. Bases 1 to 1461 code for a protein of 486 amino acids. The record is from RefSeq and is a predicted model, not a curated record.